CUUAUCUCCAUAUCUCAUUUGAAGCCAUCCCACCUUGAUCAACCCCUCAAAAUGAGCCAUGCACCAAAGCGACCAAGGAUUGGCGAGCGAACGAUGCUGGCUUGCAUCGGAUGCAAGCAGAAGAAGUUAAAGUGCGAUGGGCAAUUACCGAAAUGCAAUCAUUGCGUACGGACUGGACGAGAAUGCCUUGUGGAAGACCCUGCAACAGGACUUCAUCGCCCGCGUAACUAUAUGCAGUCCCUUGAAUCAAGGGUAGUCUACUUGGAAGCUCUUCUUCGAGAAGUCCAUCCCGAUAUAGCCCUGGGGCAGAACGAUCAGAACGGGCCUGGCAAUGUGGACUCAGGUGCUUCUUUUGUUCUAUCAACCUCGCCUCAGACAACCGAUGCCUCAAGCUUCAACCAGUUGGCAAACGAUGGUGACAAUGGCCAGGUCGACCAUCUCUCUUCUGAGGUUGCUCUCCUGUGUCUGAAUGCCGCUGGUGGCGAACCACAUUAUUUCGGACCUUCGUCGGCCGUAUCAUUCUCGCGGAUUGUAAGCGCAACAAUGGGCCUCAAAGGUGAAGGCUCAUCUUGUUCUCCGCGUGAUUUCGAAGAAAGUCAGGAGGUUGCGCCUACUAUACGUUCAACUCGAGUACCACGACUGCCAUCACCAAGUGUCUCGGCUAAUCUAUCGCGGGCUUAUUUCAACAAUAUCCAUCCACAGUACCCUUUUUUGCACAGACCAACAUUUCUCAAAUGGGAACAGGAUAUUUGUGACGUGAACCAGUCAGGGGACACUUCCGCCGCUGGUGAGAUUCCACUCUUCUUUGUCCUAAUGGUAUAUGCUACUGGCUCUCUUGCAUUAAGUCAAAGUCAGCACGGUGCUGCGGCUAUGUACUAUUCCUUGGCUUUGGAUUACCUGCCUUCCGUCCUUGCGCUGAAUAACCUGGAAUCAAUCCAAGCCAUACUAUGUUGUGCAAUGUACUCGAUCCGAUCACCCAUUGGGGCCAGUCUUUGGAAAAUAUCUGGGAUGGCAAUCCGCCAUUGUAUCGAGCUAGGAUACCACAGGAGUGCAGAGAGAUAUCGCAGGCAUGUUGAUCCUCUAACAAAAGAGAUGUCCAAAAGGUGCUUUUGGGUUGCAUAUGAUAUCGAUCGUGUCGCUGCCUUCAUCCUGGGGCGGCCGGUGGGUAUCCCAGAUGAGUUGAUCGACGCAGAGCUUCCAAUGGAUAUUGAAGAUGAGAGCAUUACCCACCACGGUAUACUGACAAAUCCUCGUGCUGCUGACGACCAGGUGCCAACAAUAAUGACGGGUACCCUGCAUAGCAUCAAGCUGAGACAGCUAUGGGCAAAAUUCCAUGCCAAUCUCUACUCGCCUCUGCCGCAACACCACAAUCCCGGUAGACAAGUCGCUACUGUUGACAGUCUCCGCCAAGAACUGGAAGAUUGGCAUGCAUCAGCUCCUACUCACCUUGACUAUUCGUCCUCUCAUCCUCUAUCGGUAUUUGCUUCAGAUGAAUGGUUCCAAAUUGCUUACGACCAUUCAAUCCUCAUUCUCUAUCGCUUAUACAUUACUGGGAUUCUCGGUAAACGGCGACAAGGGGGCACUCAACACGAAAUAAACAAUAUCGACUCCCUUGAAGAGGAAGAGGACCUCCAAAAAGCAUUCGAGAACUGCUCCCGCUGCGCUCGUGAUAUAUGCGUGCUAUAUCGUCGACUCUACCAGAAAUCCACUGUUCAAUUUACUUGGGGGAGUCUACAUAUCUUAUUCCUUGGCGGCUUGACAUAUUUGUAUUGUCUGUGGCGAUCAUGGCGAGUACGCCAGCAGACGAAACAGAGCGAAGUGAUAAACACAUGCAUGGCCUGCACAACAGUGUUGGUUAUUAUAGCUGAGCGGUGGAAUCUGGCGACAUCAUAUCGCGACAUUUUCGAAGCCCUUUCCGAAAGAACCAUCAACAUGAUCUGUGGUAUUGGAAAUUCUGCUAGGCCGGUGCCCGCACAAUCACAAUGGACUUCCCCGGGUGACAACCUUCCCCCAGGGCUCUCCCCAAGGGAUUGGAGUUUGGGAUUCGACGAUCUAGCUAUGCCUCAAGGAUCAGACUGGCUUAUUCAGGAACUUUUACAAGAAUUUCCUGAACUUCCGCCGGAUGAGACCAUAAUUGGCCCAACAGAAAAUACCUCUCGUGCUCCAACAUUCUGAGUCCCAUUCAGAUAUCAUGAUCAAUUAUAACGAGGACUCUGAUGUGACGCUCUUUCUAAUGCGCCUCUAAGUCAUCCGAAUCUUCCUUUAUACACCUCGUGAAACCCACAC
Penicillium canescens is the source of this 2286-nucleotide messenger RNA. RefSeq names its product transcriptional regulator family TF. The coding region runs from base 52 to 2175 and encodes 707 amino acids. The record is from RefSeq and is a predicted model, not a curated record. The transcript is spliced from 8 exons. Gene Ontology annotation, biological process: positive regulation of transcription by RNA polymerase II; DNA-templated transcription. Gene Ontology annotation, molecular function: DNA-binding transcription factor activity, RNA polymerase II-specific; zinc ion binding; sequence-specific DNA binding. NCBI's taxonomy places the organism in Eukaryota, Fungi, Ascomycota, Eurotiomycetes, Eurotiales, Aspergillaceae.